Pseudopodoces humilis (Tibetan ground-tit) is the source of this 2930-nucleotide messenger RNA. RefSeq names its product armadillo repeat containing 2 (gene ARMC2). Gene Ontology annotation, biological process: cilium organization; sperm axoneme assembly. The record is from RefSeq and is a predicted model, not a curated record. NCBI's taxonomy places the organism in Eukaryota, Metazoa, Chordata, Aves, Passeriformes, Paridae. Gene Ontology annotation, molecular function: protein binding.
CUCGGGCAGCGCCCGGUGCCCCCCCGGCCGUAGUGCUCGUCCCUGGGGGUGCCGCCCGGCCGGGCGGGGGCGAAGGGCCGGACCGCGGGCGAUUUCUCUGCGUCAAAAUUUCACCAGGGUGAAAGUGCAUCAGUUGUGAUUGCACUUUGUAGAGGAAUGCAAGCUUCAAAGAUUGAAAAUAGAGGAAAAGCAGGACCAUUCUACUGGCUAUCAGCAGCAAAGCCUAAGACAAGUUCUGAGAUUGUAAAUGAAGCCAGAGAUGCUCUUGUAAAAGAAGCCAGAGAUGCUCUACGAACAGUAAAAACUCAAAGACCAUUCACACCUACAGAUGAACAAAGGAAACUUUUUGGGUCCCAGUCCUCACUAUGUCCUCAAAAUAGACCCCCUUCAGUUUUUAGUCUUGAUACAUUCAGUUCUGACUCGUCUGAAUCAAGACCACAUUCUGGUGUUCGUCUAAGCCCACUGGCUCAUAAACCAGUACUAGUAAUUUCUGAAAAAAACCAUGAAGCUGCUUCUGUUUUCCUUCCAACAUCUCCUGCUGAUGCUGCAGAGGUUAGAAAAGUCAGCAGUGCUUGGAAAGGCUUAUUUAGAAUAACUUCUCCAAAAGAUUUAUUUUCUGCUAAAGUGGUUCCUCUGGAUCAGAAUGAAGUGAAGCUAAAUUUUGAAGAGCCAACUAUGAUGGUGAAUGAUCUUGACAGAAGUAAUAAUAACUGCUUAGCAGAACAAAAGCUGUACACAUCAUUUAAUGAUGAGAGUAGACAGGUAAUUUGUAAUGAGCAUACCAGCAGAUCAGGAAGUGGCGAAUCCAUGGAAGGGACACCAGUAAAAUUUUCACUUCAGCUGCAAGGAGAAAGAAGUGUCAACAGUGAUGGCAGAUUUGCUGAUGAAGAGCAACAGUUUCCCUGUAACCAGAUGAAAGAGCCUGGCAAAAUGUCAUCACAGCCAAGGACUUCAGGCUGGAAGAGAAGAGUAACAGGUUUAAAGGAUGAAACAAGAAUAAAUGGAUGGGAAGAAGAAGAUUUCUUUUGGCAUACAAAGAUUCUACCAAUUCUGCAUGAACUAGAAAAAAAAGACAAUAUAGAACACCUUUGUCUAGCUUGUACCAAGCUCUAUCAAACCUUGGAUGAAGGAAAUAUGCUUGGGAAAAGAUUUAAAAGAAGAAACGUCCUUCUGAAGAUACUAUAUAAACUUGUAGACAUUGAUUCAGAUCCGCUUUCCCUGAAGCUGGCAAAGAUUAUUCUGGCUAUGAAAGUAGAUGGAAAAAAUCUUCUUAGUGUUUGCAAGCUAGCAUUUAAAAUUUGUAGGAACAAAAAAAACUAUUUCAUCAUUCAAAAUGAUACAUUAUUGGAUUACUUGUUGCAGGUUUUGUGGGACGAAGAUCUACAAACAAACAAUGAAGCUCUCGUCUAUUGCAUGGCAGCUAUAAAAUUCAUGUCUGAAAAUGCAGAACUCCGUUAUAAAAUGGUCAGCAAAGGAGCUGUUGAAAUGUUUCUGGAAUUAAUGAAGCAGAUUAAUAACAUAAAAGAACAUGACACAUAUUUCUCCAAGUUGGGCCACUUAUUAGUCCAGCUGGCAGCCACUCUGCGGAUCCUGGCUGACUGCCCCACGGCCCGGCGCCGGCUCAGCGACAGCGCUGCCAUCCCCGAGCUCUGCGUGGCGCUGGAGCAGCGCAGCAGCGACAAGGAUUUGUGUCUCUGCAUCGUCAGGAUCCUCAGCAAACUUUCUACCUACAGUGACUUCUGUGCAGCUUUAGCAGACUGCUCCAGAUGUUACAUCUUAUUUUUAGCCCUACUAAACAAAUACCAGAAGCAGCAGGAUUUGGUUAUCCGUGUCAUCUUCAUUCUUGGCAAUUUAACAGCAAAGAAUGACCAAUCCCGGGAGCAAUUUUUUAAAGAAAAAGAAAGUGUUAACAUCUUGACAUCAGUAUUCCAAACCUACUAUGAUCUUGAUUUGAAUGCACCAACAGGGCACCAUGAUAAAAAAGGAAAAAAACACCUAAAGCAUCCUUCAGAAGCAGAAGAUGUUCUGAUAAAACUGAUAAGAGUGCUGGCCAACCUCUCCAUUCACCCUAAAGUAGGCGCAGCUCUGGCAGCUGCCCAUCCUGUUGUAGGAUUACUUGUUGGAGUACUGGAAUACAAGUCAGUCGAUGCCUGUGAAGAGCUGGUCAUCAAUGCUGCAACAGCAAUCAACAAUUUGUCCUAUUACCAAGUGAAGAAUUCUGCAGUUCAAGACAAGAAGCUACACAUUGCUGAAAUGCUUUUAAAGCUGUUAAUGAGUGACAAUAUGGAUGCAGUUGUGGAGGCUGUCAGAGUCUUUGGCAAUCUUUCCCAGCAUCAUGAGAUCCGUGACUUCAUCAUGCAGAAAAAGAUAUACAAGUUCAUGAUUGCUUUGCUGGAUUCCAAGAACCGAGAGGUCUGUUUUCCUGCCUGUGGAGUUCUGCUCAAUCUCACCGUAGACGAGAACAAACGAGCUUUUCUUAUGGAAGAAGGAGGAAUUGGAAAGUUGGUUGACUGCUUACAAGACUUCGGGCCAGCAGACUGGCAGCUGUCGUGUUUGAUCUGCAAAACCCUGUGGAACUACAGUGAGAGCAUGAGGAGCACGGCCUCCUGCUUCAGAGGAGACACCAACACGCUGCUGGUGCUGCUCACAGCACUUCUCGAUGAAGAGGUAGAGUUGGAGUGCAGCCUUGACAGAGAUAUAAAGGACUGCCAAAGAGUUUAUUGGGAAAGAGAGUUCAAACCCGUGGCAGAAAAACUUCUUGACAGAAUUCAAAGCCAUCACUCUUCAGCUGAGUCUAUCACUCCAUUUUAAUCAGUCGAGGGUUUUUUUGUCAGGUAAAUUGUAUGUUUCUAAUAUACCUGUAACGUUGGUAAGCUUGUUGGAGAGCAUGACUAUUUAAAAAAUAGAAGUCAGAAAAGCGUGGAAUUUAU